AUGUCGUUUGGGUUUUCUGUCGGCGACUUCAUCGCAGUAGGCAAACUGAUCAACGACAUCGUUAAAUGCUUACAGUCAGUUGGGGGUGCGAAGUCAGAGUACCAGGAGAUGAUCCGAGAGUUCGAAAUACUUACCAAGGCCCUGGUCCAUAUCGAUCAUCUCAAAGCCGCCGACGAACAAAUGACAGCACAACUGAACUACAUCAAAUUCGCGGCACUCAGCUGCCGGUACCAACUACAGGAUUUCAUGACUAAGAUGAAGGAAUAUGACAGCUCGCUGGGCAUUAAAGCUCGGAUGGAUAUGAUGAGGAAAACAGCACGCAAGUUGCGAUGGUCUUUCGGUCCUUCAGGCGACAUUAAACAGCUGCGAAUGUAUCUGAAUACACACGUUGGCACGAUAAACAUGUUGCUUGCGCAAUACGGCCUGGAGCAGAUGACUUCGGCCGGCGUGAAGUCAGAGGAACACUUUAUGCAGGUUAGCAGGAAAUUGGACAAGAACCAAGCACUUCUUGUGGAUGUCAAAAGCGACACGUCAGAUAUAGGUACCUCUUUGGGCCGACUGCUCGCAGCGAUACGGGAAAAUCGAUCAAAUACAUACCAGCAUGCUUGA
This is a messenger RNA of Alternaria viburni, 609 nucleotides long. RefSeq lists its product as uncharacterized. The coding region runs from base 1 to 609 and encodes 202 amino acids. The record is from RefSeq and is a predicted model, not a curated record. Lineage: Eukaryota; Fungi; Ascomycota; Dothideomycetes; Pleosporales; Pleosporaceae. The transcript has 2 exons.